AUGACCUCCACAAUCACCGCAGGAGGUGGACUAAAUGACAAUCUUACACCUUCCCCAUCCCGAUCUCCUACACCUACACCACAAGAUGUUGACGCGCUCGGCCAAAUCGAGACCCAAUACGUGCUCCCACCCCUCUGCACACUCUCCGAAGCCGACUACAUAUCUAUUCUACGCUCCAUAGGCGCGACUCGUCCCGAUGACCCAUCUCAGCCUGUCGAAAUAGCUUCUGGUUCACCCUUCUUCUCGCACCGGCACUUGCCUAAUGGUCUCUAUAAAGAAAUCGUCCGAACACGACAGAAUUUCCAAUUAGCUUAUUAUAUAUCCAGUAUCUUCUAUAGUCUCGCAUUAGUUCUUCAACUCCUCUUCGGGGCCGUCUUGACUGCUCUCGGAUCUUCUGAUGUCGCAAAACAUGGACUUGCGAUAACUAUAUUAGCCGCUGCUAAUACAGUGAACGCGGGGUUAUUAGCACUUUUCAAUAAUACGGGAAUGCCGGACAGAUUUUGGAAUGAUUGGAAUGAAUUUGAGGAUGUGGAGAUGUUUGUGAAGGAGUUGAUUGAGACGGGUUUGGUGGAUACGGACAAGAAGAAGGAGGAAGUGAUAGCAGGAUGCUUUGUGAGAUUUCAGACGGCGAAGUUGACGGUUAGAAAGAAUAAACCGGCAAGUUAUAAUGCGACGGCGAAAGAGGGACAAAAAGGGAAAUGA
Messenger RNA from Sclerotinia borealis F-4128, 702 nucleotides. The record is from the annotation of a GenBank genome assembly. Lineage: Eukaryota; Fungi; Ascomycota; Leotiomycetes; Helotiales; Sclerotiniaceae.